Molecule: messenger RNA, 2292 nt
Organism: Pecten maximus
Lineage: Eukaryota; Metazoa; Mollusca; Bivalvia; Pectinida; Pectinidae
Product: tripartite motif-containing protein 2-like
Exons: 4
Coding region: 359-1309 (316 amino acids)
Molecular function (GO): zinc ion binding
Source: RefSeq, a predicted model, not a curated record
GUUUUACCUACCAAGAGACAAGCUGAGAAGAUUACUACAAAAUACGCCUACAGAUCAACUCACGAAAACUUCAGUUUAACGUCAUAUAAGACAGUGAGGACGCCGACUGUUGACCUGGUCCUGAAAUUGUGACAGCGAUUACUAACGAAAACAUCCGUAGUUGACUAAUAGGCAGUAGUACCCCAAAGUCUCUCGGAGGACAUCAUUCUUCAAACCAGGGAACGGAGCACAUCAAAUUGCUGUAAAAAAAAACUGGAAUUUUACUAGUUCAAACACAAGAGGAUCUACCAGAGUCCCGCCAUCUUGUCACAUCAAAUCAAUAUUCUAAUAUACACAUAUACAUAUAUAUAUAUAUAGCAUGGCUUCUGGAAACGCCGUCCCCCGGGCACAGCUUCAUAUAAGGGCUAAGGGAAAUACUAAGUGUAAAGAUCACAGCGAGAAUGACGUGAUUUUCUUAUGCCAAAAUUGUAAAACGCUUAUUUGCCCGACUUGUUCAAUAUCCAUACAUAAAUCUCAUAUUGAUAGUUUUGUUGAAAUUUCAAAAAUUGAAACCGAAAACAAAAACGCUAUUCAAUUUUUUUUAAAUGAAACAGACAACGUUAACAUUCCGAAAUUGAACCAGGAAAUUAUUUCAUCGCGAACAAAAAUGUCUUCAUAUAAACCUCUGUACAAUAACCUUCGCAAAAAAAUUAUUUACAAUAAUAACCAGUGUAAAUUAGAACUGGACAAGAUUACCGACGUUUACAUAAAAUUUUGUGACAAGAUGGAGGUGGCGGCCAUGGACCUAAUUCAGACCCACAUCACAAACCUGGAGGAGAGGUUGGAUACUCUGAAACAACUCUCAUCUGAGUAUAAACAGACUCUCCAGACAGGAAAUGCUGUACUCGUGUACGACUCGGUAUCAGAAAUCCGGGAAAUGGAUCCAGACAUCCCACCGACACCUAACAUAGACAUGGCCGAGUUUACUCCGGGUAUGGCCAGACUAAGUCACCUGAAACAGGCCAUCGGGAACCUCAAAUCCCCUACUGACCAUCUCCAGACAGAAUUAGCAACUGGUGGUCACUCCGACCAAUGUCCAGUAGUCCGACCAAAACAGUCUACAGAGACUGGUCAAGCGUCCACUGGAGAAGUCCAGUACAAACUUCGUGAUCGUCCAACCGUCAUGUCCCAGUUCUCAUACCCGGAUAACAUCAGAUGGAUCUGUCCUACAUCUGAUGGACGUGCGUGGCUGUGUGACUGUAGACACCUACACACUAAAGCUCGUCAACAACCAAGGUCAGGUCAUACAGACGAUACAACACCACAGUAAGAUCAGGGAUAUCAGUCUGGACCCCACCACAGGUCGUCUGUGGUUCUGUUGUUGGGGUGAGAGGAUUAUUUGUGAAGUAACUACAUCAUCUACACCAGUCACACGGUUUACUACAGAGUAUCGCCCAGCCAGUAUGUGUGUGACCAGGGAGGGUCGGGUAGUGGUGGGUACAGAGGGUGGUAGACAGGGGUACAAGGUGGUGAUGUACAGAGUAGACGGCCGGGUGUUACAUACAGCCACUGUGGAGGGGGUAGUACCGUCAAUAACACAAUGUGGUGUUACAGGUAAGAUAGCUGUAGUGAGUGGUAACCGUAUCAUUGUGUACAACUCAACACUCCAGCCCCUGGUCCAUUACCGGGGGGAGGGGAUAAAAACCCGGGGUUUGUUGUUUAACACGACACAGAUCACACCAGACAAGUUUGGUCCUCGUACAGUUGUAUACGACAGUAAUGGUAAUAUUGUUAUUGCUGACAGGACAAGGAACACAAUAGAACUGAUAAGUGGAGCAGGGAAGUACAUAAAAACACUUCACACAAACAAAGGAUACCAGGACGUAGUAGGUAUACAGAAGGGUGAUGUGUUGUGGUCACACUUACAGUUAGAUACAGGAGGGCGGGGACUCAAACUCCUCCAGUAUUAUAGUGAGUGAGUGACUCAGCCUUGAGUGAGGAUACAGACAAUUUACAUCAGUGGACUUAAACAACAUUAACUUUGUAUUUCGAUAUCAUCUUACUUUUGUCAACAUUUAUCUACACAUUACAUAAGACAUGUAAUUAAUGUUGGAAUGUUUUGUCGUUGUUUUUUUUAAAGCAAAAUUAUAUAUAGGAUGUUAAAUACACAACUGAUUUGAAAAUGUUCUUGUAUUUUAAUAAAGAGACCAUUUACUUUGGAGUACGUGUAAUCUUAGUUGACUUUGAACAUGUGUAUUGGGUUUGUAACCACGUCACUGUGAUACAUUUCAACUACUGUAAUGAAAUCUGAAA